This is a messenger RNA of Aspergillus clavatus NRRL 1, 1680 nucleotides long. Its product is annotated as cytochrome P450. Gene Ontology annotation, molecular function: heme binding; oxidoreductase activity, acting on paired donors, with incorporation or reduction of molecular oxygen; monooxygenase activity. The transcript has 4 exons. Lineage: Eukaryota; Fungi; Ascomycota; Eurotiomycetes; Eurotiales; Aspergillaceae. Bases 1 to 1680 code for a protein of 559 amino acids. The record is from RefSeq and is a predicted model, not a curated record.
AUGGCUGCCGGGACCUUCCAUUCUUGGUUAUAUCCGACGUAUACCCGCCCUUGGGGAGUUGAAAUGGAACAACUCCAGCAACCCUGGCGUUGUAUCUACGAAGAACCAUUUGCCCUAAUGAUGUCCUCAGACCUCUCCAGCUUCCUAAUCCACUGCACAUUCAAAGAUGUCCUGCUCGGUGGGAUAUCUCUGUACCUCGUCUACGGAAUCCUUCUCUGUAUCUAUCGCUUAACACUUCACCCGCUGGCCCAGUUCCCAGGCCCCAAGCUUGCAGCAGCGACAUUUUGGUAUGAGUUUUACUAUGACCUUUUCCCACACAAACUGCGCUACCUGUGGAAGAUUGAGGAAAUGCACAAGAAAUACGGGCCAAUUGUUCGCAUCAACCCAAUUCACUUGCAUAUCAAUGACCCCAACUACCUCGAUGAAAUAUAUGCCGGCGGCAAGCGGAAGCGCAAUCGAGAUCCCUGGUACUACCGCUCCGAGUCCAAUGGCCCUCUGGGAUGGUCGGUUUUUCAGACUGUCGAUCACGAUGUCCACCGCAUGCGAAGGGCCGCCCUCAAUCGUUUCUUCAGCAAGCGUUCCGUCCAAGAGCACGAGCAGAUGAUAAUCGACAAGAUUGAAAUCCUGUGUGGUCGCUUUGCAGAGGCUUGUCGCACAGGUGAUAUUGUUUCUCUCACCUUCGCUUGCGGUGCGCUGACAAUGGACGUCAUCUCGGCCUACGCUUUCGGCGCGGAGACGGACAACUUGACGCGCCAGGACUUCGCCGCGGAGUAUCUCGAGGCAUACAGCAAACUGAGUCAACUUGGCCCUGUCGGUCGUCAGUUCCCUUGGCUUGCCAAGGCAUGUCUUACGCUGAUUCCGUCGAGCCUCGUGCAUCGAAUCAGCCCUGCCGCUGCCCUCAUUCCAAGGAAUCGACUCUUCUUCCGCGGGAUAAUUGAGGAAUCUGUCCGUCAACAGGAAGCAGGGAAGGGAAACAAGGGCAAAUCCAUCUUCCAGGAUAUUCUACGGAGCAACCUUCCGCCCAGCGAGAAAGCACCCGCCCGCUUAGCGGCAGAGGCCAAUCUCUUGGUUAUUGCAGGCACCGAGACUACUGCCAGGGCCCUGUCGCUUGUCCUCUUUCAUAUCUUGGACAAUCCUCAGACCGUAUUGCAACUGAGGGAAGAACUGGCGCCCCUCAUGCCCCAUCCGGACUCACGGGUGUCCGUGGCCGCUCUCGAAGCCUUGAGGUUUUUUCCGGCAGUAAUCACGGAGGGUAUCAGGCUCUCUCAUGUGGUUUCCAGCCGAAUGCCUCGAUAUGCACCGGAGGAGACACUACGCUACGGCAAAUGGAUUAUACCCGCGGGGGCGCGUGUGAUGCAAUCUCAUUAUCUGCAUCAUAUGAAUCCCGACAUCUUCCCGGAUCCCUACACGUUCAAUCCGCAUCGCUGGCUUGACAAUCCUGAGUUGAAACAGAAUUAUUUCAUGGGCUUUGGCAAAGGAUCUCGGAUAUGCCUUGGUAUCAAUCUUGUACAUGCCGAACUUUAUCUCACUAUAGCCCGCCUCAUGACUCGUUUUGACAUGCGUUUGCAUGAAACAAUCAGGGAGCGGGACGUCGAUGUAAAGCGUGAUUGUAUCAUUGGGCUCCCGAGCCUUGAAGGGCAGGGAAUCCGCGUGAGGAUUACACAAGAUAGAGCAGGUUAA